Molecule: messenger RNA, 375 nt
Organism: Ostertagia ostertagi
Lineage: Eukaryota; Metazoa; Nematoda; Chromadorea; Rhabditida; Trichostrongylidae
Source: the annotation of a GenBank genome assembly
AUGCCUCCAGUUGAUGAUAGCACUGUGUCAAUGGCUCGCCAUUCUUUUCUCAGUAAUCUCUCGGAAGUGAUGACGUCAUUCAACUGGAAGCAACAUCAACAUUUCUUGAACACUUUUAAACAGUACCGGACAGAAAUCGAAGGUCUUGCUAUCCAUUUCUUACGCAUCUCACUCCCUAAAGAGUCGGCCAAGGAUACGGUACCUCUUCUGAUGCUUCACGGUUUUCCUGGAAGUUACUGGGAUUUCUUCAAGGUGAUUCCGAUACUCACAAAUCCGAUUCGGUUCGGUUUUGAUUUCGGCGUCAAACGGCCACUUCUCUUCGAUGUUAUUGUUCCAAGCCUGCCUGGAUUUGUGUUCUCUGGUAAACCUUCCAGA